AGAAAGUGAUGUGACACAUACAUGUACGGAACGCGUAUACCAAUCGAAUGCAAGUAAAGUUCCAUAAAAACUUCAAGUUAAAAAAGAAAACGAAAUCGCAUCGGACGAUUACACUUGUGUGUCUGAAAAGUUGUUGAUCAGAAACGCUACGGGAAAAACUGCGAGAAUCCAAGUUGUCUAUCAGAAAAACGGUCGAAUCAGUGUUCACUCGAUCGGUACCAGCAGCAAGUGCUUAGUCACUCAAAUAUCAACGAUAAAUGAUUUGCUAGAAAUUGAAACUACACGAAAUUGGAUUUGUGUGAAUUGAAAGCCGCUUUCGCAGUGUUUUUCCUCUUAAUUACUGGUUUCUAAACAAAAUGUCUAAAAAUAAACAAAUUCUACUUCGUGUUCAAAGUCCAGAAGGGACAAAACGAAUUGAAAUCCUUCCAUCGUCCACAAUUCGCGAACUGUACGAGUCAAUCCAUGAUGCAUUCGAACUGGAGGGUUAUAAUUUUGCGGUUUUUGGUGAACGCAACUACAAGAAUGAAUUGGCAUCGAGCCGAUCACAAACCGUUGAUGACUACAAACUUAACCAUGGCGAUAUGAUUUACAUGAAACCGCUAGCGGCUGGAUCAUCAUCGGUGGUAGAAGCAUUCGGGCCACAGCCCAGUACAAGCAGCUCAAGCAGUUCGAUUUCAUCAUUUGCAUCGUCAUUUAAACCAGCAAAAUCGGCGUCGACCACCAAAACAGAAGUGAAGGAAGACGUAGUUGAUAUAAUUCUUGCAAAAACUGAUGGUCGUUUGCAGCGCAAACGUGAUCCAAAAUUGUGUCGUCACAAUUCGAAUGGGUGUUGUGUUCAUUGCUCGCCGAUUGAACCAUGGGAUGAAGAGUAUCUCAAGGAGCAUAAAGUGAAGCACUUAUCGUUUCAUUCGUAUAUUCGAAAGUUAACGUCGGGUGUCGAUCGUGGAAAAUUUGUGGCGCUUGAAGAUUUGGUUUGUAGUAUCAAAAGUGGGUGCCGUGAUCAUCCACCAUGGCCGAAAGGAAUUUGCUCAAAAUGCCAGCCAUCGGCAAUAACAUUGAAUCGUCAAAUCUAUCGGCACGUGGACAAUGUUAUGUUUGAGAAUACGGCGUUGGUUGAACGUUUUCUCAAUUACUGGCGAACGACCGGUCAUCAACGUAUGGGCUUUCUGUAUGGUAGCUACGAAGUAAACAACGACGUUCCACUUGGUAUUCGUGCUCAUGUUGCUGCUAUUUAUGAGCCACCGCAGGAAAGUACACGCAACUCAAUCAAGCUAUUGCCCGACGAACGAGCCGAAGAAAUCGAAGAUCUUGCCAAUAAAUUGGGCCUACGCAAGGUCGGUUGGAUAUUCACCGAUUUAAUUGCCGACAACGGUGCUCUAGGAACGGUUAAACAUAUUCGCGGAAUUGAAACACACUUUCUUACUGCUCAAGAGUGUAUAAUGGCUGGACACUUACAGAAUCAACAUCCAAAUGUUUGUAAAUAUUCAUCGAAUGGCAAUUUUGGCUCGAAGUUUGUGACUGUCUGUGUAACAGGCGAUGCUUCGAAGCAAGUGCAUAUGGAGGGUUACGCUGUAUCCGGACAAUGCAUGGCAUUGGUUCGCGAUAACUGUUUAGUUCCAACAAAAGACGCACCUGAACUCGGCUACAUACGCGAAUCGAGCGAUAAACAAUUCGUUCCAGACGUUUAUUUUAAGGUGAAAGAUCAAUAUGGCAAUGAGGUAUCGCGCUUGGCACGACCAUUGCCAGUCGAGUACUUGUUAGUUGAUGUACCUGCGUCUACACCACUCACACCGAUCUACACAUUCACUGCACGCGACACAAAGGAUAUGUUCCCUGUGGAAAAUCGCUAUAUCGACGGUCAACUACAGGAUUUUAAUGCGCUUAGCGCAUACAUCUCGAAAUGGGCACCAAACGAAUUUCUUGAGGCAAUCUCUGACUUUCAUCUUUUGCUUUAUUUAUACUUCAUGGACAUGCUGCCAAUGAAAUCGGCCAUGGGUCCGUUGUUAGAAGCAGUACGCACGAAGAAUUAUGCGGCCGCCGUGCAAUGGAAAGAGCAAGAAGUAUGGAGCACACUCGAAACAUUGAUCACAGCCUCGAGCUCGGCCAGCGGGUACAUUUCCGUUUUCAUUAUUAAAUUUACCAAUGGAAAAUCUUCUCUCGUUCCGUUUUUUUUUCUUCUUAACCUAAUUAAUAAUAUUCUCUCUAUUGCUUUUGUAACAGCGGCAUGGAACAUUAUCCAGACACAGACUCGAAACCAGCAGCAGCAGAUUGGACUUGUAACCACUGUACAUUCAUCAAUCGUGGCGAACUCAGCAGUUGCGAAAUUUGCAAUUUGCCCAGGUAAUUCUUGGAAAAUGAAAUAUCGAAUUUUCACUCAUUUGCCCUAAUAAAAUCAUAACUCUCUUACUUUCCAUUUGCAGGAACUAAUGCCAAUUUGUGCGCUUCGGCUGUGAAGAAUCUAUGAUUUGCUACUUCUUAAUUGGUUUUUUUUAUCGCAAAAAUGAAAAAAAAAAACAAUCACAUAUAACACCACUUCUUCUUUUGUAAAUCAAUAAAUAUGAACUGAACACUCUCCCCACAACAGACAUACUGUAAUUUGAAUUAAAUUGCGCUCAGGAGGCAAAUAAAAUUAUAAAUUUAUAAUAAAAGCUAUUGAAAAGGCAAA
Sitodiplosis mosellana (orange wheat blossom midge) is the source of this 2665-nucleotide messenger RNA. It is a transcript of the gene Npl4, whose product is annotated as nuclear protein localization protein 4 homolog. Bases 357 to 2387 code for a protein of 676 amino acids. Gene Ontology annotation, molecular function: ubiquitin binding; ubiquitin protein ligase binding. The transcript is spliced from 6 exons. Gene Ontology annotation, biological process: ubiquitin-dependent protein catabolic process. Gene Ontology annotation, cellular component: nucleus. NCBI's taxonomy places the organism in Eukaryota, Metazoa, Arthropoda, Insecta, Diptera, Cecidomyiidae. The record is from RefSeq and is a predicted model, not a curated record.